AUGAGGACAAACAAAAGUUGGGUCAGUGGAGAUUUCAUCCUGGUUGGCUUCUCAGAUCAGCCCCGGCUGGAAAGAACACUCUUCAUCAUUGUUUUGAUUUCUUAUCUUCUUACUCUCGUGGAGAAUACAAUAAUCAUUCUGGUCUCUUCAAUAGACCCUAAACUCAAAACACCCAUGUACUUUUUCCUUAUGCAUCUCUCCCUGGUUGACAUCUGUUUCACCACGAGCAUUGUCCCUCAGCUGCUGUGGAACCUGCAAGGACCAGCCAAGACCAUUACGGCCUGGGGCUGUACUGUGCAGCUCUACAUCUCCCUGGCUCUGGGCUCCACCGAGUGUGUGCUCCUGGCAGUGAUGGCUUUUGACCGCUAUGCUGCUGUCUGCAAACCUCUCCACUAUGCAACAGUGAUGAACCGGCAGCUCUGCUGGGCUCUGGCAGGAGUCUCGUGGCUCAGUGGGGUAGGAAACGCUCUGAUCCAGGGCACCAUCACCCUCCGGCUUCCCCGCUGUGGCCACCGAUGGCUGCACCAUUUCUUCUGUGAGGUCCCCUCCAUGAUUAAGCUAGCAUGUGUGGACAUCCGUGCCAACGAGGUCCAGCUCUUUGUGGCCUCACUGGUCCUGCUGCUCUUGCCUUUAGCCCUGAUCCUGACGUCCUAUGGACACAUAGCCAAGGCAGUUAUGAGGAUUAAGUCAGCCCAAGCCUGGCACAGAGCCCUGGGCACCUGUGGAUCUCACUUGACUGUGGUGACCCUCUUCUACGGGAGCAUCACAGCCAUCUACAUCCAGCCUAACAGUUCCUACGCCCAAACCCACGGGAAGUUCAUCUCCCUCUUCUACACAGUCAUGACCCCGACCCUAAAUCCUCUUAUCUACACACUGAGGAAUAAGGAUGUGAACGGAGCUCUGGGAAGGCUCUUUUUCAGAGACCCAGGAGUGUGCAAGCAAAGCAGAGGCCCCGCUUUCUGCGUUUUUAUGACAAGAGGAUCCUGA
This is a messenger RNA of Nannospalax galili (Upper Galilee mountains blind mole rat), 987 nucleotides long. RefSeq names its product olfactory receptor 2G3-like. Bases 1 to 987 code for a protein of 328 amino acids. NCBI's taxonomy places the organism in Eukaryota, Metazoa, Chordata, Mammalia, Rodentia, Spalacidae. Gene Ontology annotation, biological process: G protein-coupled receptor signaling pathway. Gene Ontology annotation, molecular function: G protein-coupled receptor activity; olfactory receptor activity. The transcript has a single exon. Gene Ontology annotation, cellular component: membrane. The record is from RefSeq and is a predicted model, not a curated record.